CCCCACCACCUAAACCGCAAAGAAAACCCUCUGCAGAUUGCUCGGAGUGUUGGUUUUUGGUGUUUUGAUUCGCCGCAUCUCAUCAAUGCAAGUCUCUUCACAAACCUUUUCCAACCACCACUUUUCCUUCCACCCAUCUCUUCCUCUCCGUCGUUUUGGCAACAAGGAAUCAGUGGUUUUCUUUUCAUCAUCUUUUCUAUCUCAUUCCAAUCCAUGCAGUCGUGCACUUAUAAAGGACUUCAUAUAGGGUGCCCUCCAUGUAGACAUCCAAGUUUGAGAAAUUCAAAUAACUUUGCUCUAAAUAGCAUCUUAUGUACUCCAAAGAAAUAUAGUGGUGUAUCUCGGCACUAUUUCAACCCAAAAGUGGAGUUUGACAGCCCAUAUGUUGAUAAUAAGUUGCAGAACUGGAAUAAAUUUUCCAGAAAUAUUGUUGUAAGGUCUGAGCUUGCUGAAACUGGAUAUCCUGAUGCUGGCUAUCCAUUAUCAGAUCUUCAAUUGAGCUCUAAAUUUAGAGGAAUUUGCUUCUAUGCUGUUACGGCUUUUGCUGCCAUUUUUUUGUUUGUGCUGAUGAUGCUGGCACAUCCUUUUGUGCUCCUAUUGGAUAGAUACAAAAGAAAAGCCCAUCACCUUGUUGCCAAAAUUUGGGCAACUUUAACUGUUAGUCCAUUCUAUAAGAUUGAGUUUGAGGGGUUGGACAAUCUGCCUGGGCCAGAUACUCCUGCAGUAUAUGUUUCCAACCACCAGAGUUUUCUGGACAUAUAUACUCUUCUCACUCUGGGAAGAAGUUUCAAGUUCAUUAGCAAAACUGGGAUCUUCCUUUUUCCUAUUAUUGGAUGGGCUAUGUUUAUGAUGGGUACCAUUCCUCUGAAACGCAUGGACAGCAGAAGCCAGUUGGACUGCCUUAAGCGGUGCAUGGAUCUCAUCAAGAAGGGAGCGUCUGUCUUUUUCUUCCCAGAGGGAACUCGGAGUAAAGAUGGAAAAUUAGGUAGUUUCAAGAAAGGCGCGUUCAGCAUUGCGGUAAAAACCAGAGUGCCAGUUGUACCAAUUGUUCUCAUUGGAACAGGCAAAAUCAUGCCUCCAGGAAUGGAGGGUAUAGUGAAUCCAGGAUCUGUCAAAGUUGUCAUCCACAAGCCUAUAGAAGGAAAUGAUGCAGAAGUACUUUGCAAUGAAGCUAGAAACAUUAUUGCAGAUGUGCUUAAUCAGAAAGGCUGAGGAAUAAAUCCUUCUUUUUUGUCCUUUACUUCUACAGCUCCAUGGUGAUUCCCUUGCCAUGGAUUGAAUUAAGAUACAUAAUCCCAAAGGUUGUGCAAAGCUGCACCAGCUGAAUCAUAUACAAAUCUUUUUGUUGCUGUAACAAUUCAGCAUUUUGAGGUUAUGCCAUCAAACAUUUAACAUGAAGGUUUUACUUUAUCCCAAAGACUACAGAUUUUGUUUAAGGCUUUCUUUAGGUAACACAACAUGUGAUCACACAUUUCCUUCCAGUUUCAACUUGUAGAUCCAAUGCUGCUGAUGCCUUCAGCUUUUUAUAUUCGAAAGAUUACUAAAAUUGGAGAUGACUGUAUAAAGUGAUAUAUAAUAAGAAUGCAUUGUGUUUCAAUUA
Messenger RNA from Vitis riparia (riverbank grape), 1600 nucleotides. RefSeq names its product 1-acyl-sn-glycerol-3-phosphate acyltransferase LPAT1, chloroplastic. Gene Ontology annotation, biological process: phosphatidic acid biosynthetic process. Bases 214 to 1212 code for a protein of 332 amino acids. Lineage: Eukaryota; Viridiplantae; Streptophyta; Magnoliopsida; Vitales; Vitaceae. The record is from RefSeq and is a predicted model, not a curated record. The transcript is spliced from 8 exons. Gene Ontology annotation, molecular function: 1-acylglycerol-3-phosphate O-acyltransferase activity.